AUGAAAUACAUAUGUUUAUUAUGGUUUUUUAAAAAAGUACUAUCAUCAAAUAUUAAUACAUAUGAAGGCCUAUGUAUUCUUAAUAAUUCUAUAUUGAAGGAUAAAGAUAAUGAUGACAAAAUUCAAAAAGAUUGUAAUAAAAAAAUGAGAAUUGAAAAGGAAUGUGAUGCGACUGUUGACUCAGAUGAAAGCUUCAUAGAUGUGGGAAGUGAAGAGUAUGAAAUGAAAUAUUUACAAAACGUUUAUACUACCGAUGAAAAAUUUAAACAAGACGCUUGUAUAGACGAUACCACUACUACAAGUCUGCGAAGUUUUAAUAAUGAUCCGAAAGACAUUCGCGAGAAAGAAUUAACAAAAUCUAGUUUUCCAGAACCAUUAGAUUUAAGCUGUAAAUAUAAAAAUAGUCUUGUUUGUCAACGCUCAGAUGCCCUACAACUAGAUAAUACAGUUGUAUAUAAUUCUACGAAUGCAGAUACUUUAGAUAAAAAUGUAGAUUUAAAUCUUCUUGAAGCUUUAAAAAAUAAUAAUAGUAACGUCGUAAGUUUAUACACUACUAUUGCCAAUACAAGUACAGACGAUGUCUUUAGAAAUUACAUUUUACAACCUUGUCCCAUUUGUGCAUAUUUAUCUUUUGUAAGAUCUCGUAAUACAACUUUGGACGAUGAGCAAGAACUUGAAAACCUAUUAAGAAAGCUUGAAAAAAGGUUUAGCGAUUUGAUGAAAGCAGAAGAAAAACCCGAAUUUAGUAAUAAGUACAUUAUAGAUGUUUAUAAGAUUUUAAAUUAUGAUAAGCUGAAUUUUAUAAAGAAUAGAAAUGAUUUUCGACGAAGAUUUUAUCAAAUACAAAGAGAUAUUAUUUUAUGUAUCCCAAAUAUUUUGGAACAACUUAGGCAUCAACAAAUAUCAGAGAAUAGUUGUAUUUUGAUUGAAAAAGUUCUUAACUUUAUUAAAUUGGUUUUUGUCUUUGUUAAUGAUUGCAAAUUUUGUGGAAUCAAAGAGUUAAUUGAGCAGCCUUACUUUGAUAAUAGGUUUAAAUAUCAAGAAUAUAAAUUUUUAACUUUAUUCUCGGAUUCAAUUUUUUCUGAAAUGAUUACUUUAGUAGAAAGAAUACGUUAUAGAAGCCAGAGUCUCGAUCCUAAAAAAGAAAAUUUAUUUUAUAAAUAUUUUAAAUGUUUAAGAUACCGUAUUAAAUACAUAGUAGGAAACUUAGGAUAUUAUACUUAUAAUGCAAAUAAGAUUAACAAUUUUUUUAUGAAAUUUAGGACAAAUUAA
Vairimorpha ceranae is the source of this 1272-nucleotide messenger RNA. RefSeq lists its product as hypothetical. Lineage: Eukaryota; Fungi; Microsporidia; Nosematidae. Bases 1 to 1272 code for a protein of 423 amino acids. The record is from RefSeq and is a predicted model, not a curated record. The transcript has a single exon.